AAGCAUAAUCGGAAACCUGAUGGAGUGCUACACUUGUCCAAUGCUGGGACAUUCAUAUCCUGGCUGCCAAACAGCAGCCACUGGAUUGCGAACGAGAUUAACGGCGAUGGCGUCGGCAAAUCACCGGUCCGGCACGGAAAACAGACUGAGAAACCCUAAAAUCCUGUGCCUUCAUGGAUUCAGAACCAGCGGUCGGAUUCUCCAGGCGCUUAUAGGUAAAUGGCCGGACACAGUUCUCCGAGAUCUCGACCUCGAUUUCCUCGACGGUCCAUUUCCGGCCACCGGGAAGUCGGACGUCGAGCGAUUCUUUGACCCGCGUAUUACGAGUGGUGCAAGCUAACAAGGGUUUCACAGAAUACAGGAACUUUGAAGAGUGCUUGGAUUAUAUUGAGGACUACAUGAUAAAGAAUGGACCUUUUGAUGGGCUUCUUGGUUUUUCCCAGGGAGCUUUUCUAUCUGCGGCUAUUCCCGGAAUGCAAGAGAAGGGAACGGCUCUAACUAAGGUGCCAAAGGUCAAGUUCUUGGUGAUAAUAUCUGGAGCAAAAAUUCCAGGGUUGGUGUUUGGACAGCCUAAAGCUGCUGUAGGCGCAUUCUCAUCUCCAGUUCGUUGCCCGUCGCUCCAUUUUAUAGGCGAGAGAGAUUUUUUGAAAACAGAAGGCGAAGUUCUUGCGAAAUCAUUUGUAGAGCCAGUGGUGAUCCAUCAUACAAGCGGACACACUAUACCGAAACUCGAAACUAAAGCUGAGGAGACAGUAGUGUUGAGCUUCUUCCAGAGGAUUAGGCAAAUACUUUCUGAUGAAUCAUGUUCUGCAAGAAGCUUGAUGUGAUUGAGACCUGCUCCAAAUGGGUUUAUUUGGAUUAGAUGAUCUUGCAAUUAUAAAUUUUGUGAGAUGUGUUUGUUCUUUUUGUGUAUGUUUCUAUGGUUUAGUCAUUAGUCUUUGGUCCAUGGACAAGAUUAUUUCAGUAAACUUACUUUUCUAUUACAAAAGGGUUUUAUAUUCAUAUUUCCGUUAAAGGUUUUUAACA
This is a messenger RNA of Eutrema salsugineum, 1026 nucleotides long. RefSeq names its product esterase OVCA2. The record is from RefSeq and is a predicted model, not a curated record. NCBI's taxonomy places the organism in Eukaryota, Viridiplantae, Streptophyta, Magnoliopsida, Brassicales, Brassicaceae. The transcript is spliced from 6 exons. The coding region runs from base 399 to 827 and encodes 142 amino acids.